AUGCUCUGGAACUGGACGACCGUCGACGCAUGCUUCCUGUCCCGUACCUGGCACAUCACCUCAAAAGGCAUGUUCGCCGGCACCUGCAUCGGGGUAAUCAGCCUAGUGCUCUGCCUGGAGUUCCUGCGGCGGGUGGGCCGCGAAUAUGAGGCCUUCAUCGUCCAGCGAGCCCGACGACGAUACCAGUUCCUGUCUUGCCGGGCAUCGGAGACGUCCCUCGCAGGACCAUCUGCUGCUACUACUGCUGCUGCUGGACAUGCUUCCACGACCUUCAACCCAAAAGCCCCCGCGGCCCCGGCUACCCUGUGCAACGACAUCAACAACGAUACCACGGCCACACAUCCACCGCCGCCGUUUCGCCCAAGCCUGAUCGAGCAGCUCGUUCGGGCUACAUUGCAUAUGCUCCAGUUUGCGGUGGCGUACUUCGUUAUGUUGCUGGCGAUGUAUUUCAAUGGGUAUAUUAUUAUCUGUAUUUUCAUUGGGGCGUUUUUGGGGGCGUUUAUCUUCUCGUGGGAGACGAUUGGGGAGGGGCCUCGGGCAGGGAAUGACGCUACUGCCGUGACGAAAUGCUGUGGCUAG
Molecule: messenger RNA, 579 nt
Organism: Aspergillus homomorphus CBS 101889
Lineage: Eukaryota; Fungi; Ascomycota; Eurotiomycetes; Eurotiales; Aspergillaceae
Product: high-affinity Cu transporter CTR3
Exons: 3
Coding region: 1-579 (192 amino acids)
Biological process (GO): copper ion transmembrane transport
Cellular component (GO): membrane
Molecular function (GO): copper ion transmembrane transporter activity
Source: RefSeq, a predicted model, not a curated record